Molecule: messenger RNA, 783 nt
Organism: Penaeus vannamei (Pacific white shrimp)
Lineage: Eukaryota; Metazoa; Arthropoda; Malacostraca; Decapoda; Penaeidae
Source: RefSeq, a predicted model, not a curated record
AUGAAUUUCUUGUCCUUGUAUAUUUAUGGAUAUUCCUUUGCCAUUAGUCUUGGCAAGAAGGGCAAGUUCUCUCCAAUCCAGGUUAAAAAUUUGGUGCUAUUGCCUAAAAGUUUCUCAAUAGAAAUGAUGCCACUAAUAAUGGAGAAAAUCAAGCUCCAUCAGAUGAGCCAAUUGUGGGGGAUUGGUCGUGAAGCCACCUGCUACUUGGUCCACAAUAGCCAUGGCAUGUACGUACAUGCCACCCAGCAAGAAGGGGUUAAAAGUGAAAUAUUACUUAGAUCUGGGGUGCGUAGUGGCAUGGACACCCGCGACCAGACGAUGUACCUGAACACGGAGAUGAUCAUGGAAUGGCACGACCACUACCUCGAGUGGGACCCGGACAUGUACAACGGGACGAGCGUCAUUCGGGUGCCAUACCACGAAAUAUGGUACCCUGAUGUGAUCCUGUACAACACCGCUGACCCAAACUACCGAAGGAGCAUUCUCAGGACCAACGCCAUUGUCAAGAGCACGGGCCAAGUGAGGCUCCUGACCCAUGCCAUGUUGCUGUCCUCGUGUGACAUUGACACCACGUGGUAUCCGUUCGACCAACAGGACUGCACGCUCUACCUCUCCUCCUGGACGUAUGAUUCCAGCAAGAUCGAGCUCUUCGACGGAGCUGCGGACUUGAGCGAAUUUUCAGAAAAUCCCGAAUUCCUUCUUGAGAAUUUCUACAGCGUGAAGAGAAACCACAAAGACCCGUGCUGUAACCUCCCCUUUUCGUGCUUAUCGCAAUCAUCAUGA